AUGAGAGACAUUCUUUCCAAAAUUGACUUCAAUACAUCACACGAAAACGUAUCUGGUAUUGAUAACAAUAUUUACCAGAAAAGCAGCAGUGAUGAAAAUUACGAGGAUAAUUCAUCAAACUGGUAUCCUUCGGAUGAUUCGGACACAGAGAACGAUGUGUACAAUUUGGAAGAGCUCGCAAAGAUUGCUUAUCAGUCAAAUUUCUCACACAAUGUGGAUAGGUACUUUUUGGAGUUCAACAAAUUAAACAAAUCGACUCGUGCUAAGCUCGGCCAUCAGAUUAGCUCGAUGCUGAUGCAGUGCUCGUUUGCCGGGAAAGUAUGUCAAGGAAAAGAUUUUAAACGAUCCUACUCGGCAAAAUACGGGAACUGCUACACACUACAGAAGAAAAAGUUUUACAGCAACAGAAAAGGACCGGACGGGGGUCUGGAGCUAGUUUUAUUUCUGGAGACGGAGGAAUAUCUACCAGGUAUCACCAGUGGUGAGGGUGCCCAGCUGGUGAUACACGAGCAGGGGACAGUCCCUUUCCCUGACGAAGAAGGGAUUGCUAUAGCAUCAGGGGCUCAAACCAUGAUAGGAAUAAAACAGCUGUGCCAGAAGAUCUGUCAAGAAAACAAGGUCAGGGCCACGUGUAACUGUUACGACAUGAGUAACCUGGAGGUGAAUGACAUCAUAAAGAUUCCAGACAGACUCACCCCCUGUACACAGGAAUCAGAGCUGCAAUGUGUUACAGAACUUCAGUCAAAUAUUUCUAACGAUCAAUCAACAUGUGAUUGUUCAAGUCCUUGUAGUGAAAGAGAAUAUGUGACAAGUGUUUCCUCCAGGUUUUGGCCGAACCUAGAUACAGCAGAAUUUUUGCUUGAGAAAAUAUAUAAAACUAGACGCUAUGAGGCUUGUGCUGAUAUGACAGAUGUAUAUCAAUGGGACUUUCUGAAGCUCAACAUUUACUUUGAAGAUUUGAAUUAUGAGAAAAUAUCUGAACAACCUGACUACGAGAUAAUCCAGUUGUUUUCUGACGUGGGUGGUACCAUUGGACUGUGGAUAGGCUUGUCUCUACUGAGCCUGUUUGAGAUCCUACAUCUCAUCGUUGAUAUUAUAGCACUAGUGGCCACCCACAUGUGGAGAAAUACCUAG
Messenger RNA from Physella acuta, 1134 nucleotides. Its product is annotated as acid-sensing ion channel 1C. Gene Ontology annotation, molecular function: ligand-gated sodium channel activity. Gene Ontology annotation, biological process: sodium ion transmembrane transport. Lineage: Eukaryota; Metazoa; Mollusca; Gastropoda; Physidae. The record is from RefSeq and is a predicted model, not a curated record. Gene Ontology annotation, cellular component: plasma membrane.